CUCGAUUCCUCGCGGCACAUCUUUGCACCGCAGAACGACCGUGCAGUAUUUUAUACAAACAUCUACUCUCGAUCUACCCAUGAGCUAACUCCCAAUAUAUAAGCGAGCCGAACUUUUCUCCUAUCUGAGCACUGCUGCUGCUGAAAAUGGCGCCUGGGCUUGCGAACUGGGUCGCGCUGGUUCUGACCGUCCUCCUUGGUCUCUCGUGCCUCGUCGUCGCGCUCUCGGAGGAUGAAACACUGGACAAGCUGCGGUUCGUGCGCCACGCACAGGACGCGCCCCUGGUGUCGCAGUACAACUACAUCGUGAUCGGCGGCGGCACGGCGGGGUGCCCGCUGGCGGCGACGCUGUCGGAGCACUCGCGCGUGCUGCUCCUGGAGCGCGGGGGCCUCCCGUCCCGCAACAUGUCCGACCAGCAGCACUUCACGGACGCGCUGGCGGACACGUCCCCGGCGUCGCCCGCGCAGCGGUUCGUGUCCGAGGACGGCGUGGUGAACGCGCGGGCCCGGGUGCUGGGCGGGGGCAGCUGCCUCAACGCCGGGUUCUACACGCGGGCCAGCACCGACUACGUGCGCGCCGCCGGCUGGGACGCCCGCCUCGUCAACUCGUCCUACCGCUGGGUGGAGCGCGCGCUCGUGUUCCGCCCCGCCGUGCCCCCGUGGCAGGCCGCGCUCCGCGACGCGCUGCUCGAGGCCGGCGUCACGCCCGACAACGGCUUCACCUUCGACCACGUCACGGGCACCAAGAUCGGGGGCACCAUCUUCGACAGCAGCGGCCAGCGCCACACCGCCGCCGACUUCCUCCGCCACGCGCGCCCCAGGGGGCUCACCGUGUUCCUCUACGCUACCGUCUCCAGGAUCCUCUUCAGACAGCAAGAGGGCGUGCCGUACCCGGUGGCGUACGGUGUGGUGUUCACGGACCCGCUCGGGGUGCAGCACCGGGUGUACCUCCGGGACGGCGCCAAGAACGAGGUGAUCCUGUCGGCGGGGACGCUGGGGAGCCCGCAGCUGCUGAUGCUGAGCGGCGUCGGCCCGCAGGCGCACCUGGAGGCGCACGGCGUCCAGGUGCUGGUGGACCAGCCCAUGGUCGGGCAGGGCGUGGCUGACAACCCGAUGAACUCGGUGUUCAUCCCGUCGCCGGUGCCCGUCACGCUGUCGCUCGUGCAGGUCGUCGGGAUCACCCGGUCCGGCAGCUUCAUCGAGGGCGUGAGCGGCUCCGAGUUCGGCAUCCCCGUCUCCGAGGGCGCCCGUCGCCUGGCUCGCAGCUUCGGCCUCUUCUCUCCGCAGACGGGGCAGCUGGGCACGUUGCCGCCGAAGCAGAGAACCCCAGAGGCCCUGGAGCGCGCGGCGGAGGCGAUGCGGCGGCUGGACAGGCGGGCGUUCCGGGGCGGAUUCAUCCUGGAGAAGAUCCUGGGCCCCGUCUCCUCGGGCCACGUCGAGCUGCGGUCCGCCGACCCGCGCGCGAACCCGGCGGUGACGUUCAACUACUUCCAGGAGUCGGAGGACCUGCAGCGGUGCGUGCGCGGCAUCCAGACGAUCGAGCGCGUGAUCCAGUCCCGGGCCUUCGCCAACUUCACCUACGCCAACGCUUCCACGGAGUCCAUCUUCACCGACUCCGCCAACUUCCCCGUCAACCUCCUGCCGCGGCACGUCAACGACUCCCGGACGCCCGAGCAGUACUGCAGGGACACCGUCAUGACCAUCUGGCAUUACCACGGCGGGUGCCAGGUCGGCGCCGUCGUGGACGACGAUUACCGGGUGUUCGGCGUGCAGCGACUGAGGGUGAUCGACAGCUCCACGUUCAAGUACUCCCCCGGCACCAACCCGCAGGCCACCGUCAUGAUGCUCGGAAGGUAUAUGGGUGUGAAAAUUCAGGCCGAGAGAUGGAGGAAAUGAUCGAGAUUUCAAGUUUCAGCAUGGUCUAGGGACUAGGCCUCUAGCUGUGAUAAUGAAUAUCAAUCAACACAUCUGUAACUGGGUAACUGCUCUAGCCUCUAGAGUAGGUUUUAUUUUUCUCUAGAUAUUUUUUUAAUCUCCUCUAGACAUACUCCUAGCUUCCGCAUGUUGUUGGUUCCAUUUCACCACACCCCUAGAUGCAUUGUUCAGCAUUUCGCGGGAAUAAUGAGAAUUAUGCUGAAAAGGCAUGAUCGCUCC
Molecule: messenger RNA, 2153 nt
Organism: Zea mays
Lineage: Eukaryota; Viridiplantae; Streptophyta; Magnoliopsida; Poales; Poaceae
Exons: 3
Coding region: 147-1895 (582 amino acids)
Molecular function (GO): oxidoreductase activity, acting on CH-OH group of donors; flavin adenine dinucleotide binding
Source: RefSeq, marked validated